CAUUCGCUCGUACGCUCCGUCCAAAGCGGACUUAAGUAGUAGAGGCUCGUUUUCGUCGCCGACGUCCUCGUCAUUUGUCGUAGUCGAACCGUAGCAGAUCGGACGGAUCGAGGCCGAAGAGGACGUAGUCGGAGCUACAUCGGGAUAUUAAAGUCGAAAAGCGCGCGUCAACGGGGAGUCCACUCGUGUAAAAUUUCUCGCAAGCGGCAGUGAAGAGCUCACGCACAUCACCUUCCGCUGCAUUGUCCAGUGAGCACUAUCAGGCCGAGAAACCGACGAUUGAACGACACCUAAGUCGAUCGACCGUCGAGCCAAGAAAAACCACCUAAAUUAAUCGCUAUCAGAGAAAGAGGAGUGAUAAAGAAGAUAUGAUGGCAGUCGCAGCCGCUCAGAAGAACCGCGAAAUGUUCGCUAUCAAGAAAUCCUACAGUAUUGAGAACGGGUAUCCAGCGCGACGACGUUCUCUCGUAGACGAUGCCCGUUUUGAGACGCUAGUUGUCAAACAGACGAAGCAAAGCGUACUCGAGGAAGCUCGACAGCGAGCGAAUGACACGAACGCGGAUCAGACAAUUACUUGUACUCAGGAACAACAGGGACAGGGAGAGUAUUACAUCGAUGUUUCAUCAAGUGAUGACGAACAGAUGGAGUCAUUAGUUUGCGCAGCACAGAAGGAAGAAGCGAAAGCGGAGGCUUCAUCAGACAGCGAUGGAAAACCGGAUGACGAUGACGAUGAUGAUGCCGGACUAACCGAGGAGGAAGUAGUGCUCGCGAAAACUAUAGCCGAAUCUCCGGAUAGCGAGCAGAGCGUGCAGAAAGCGGCGCUGGUAUUGAGAUUGCGAGAGGGCAUCGGUUCGCUGGGCAGGAUCCUGAAGACAAUCGAAAAUUUCAAGGGCGCGAUCACCCAUGUUGAGUCACGGCCUUCGAAGAAGGAGGGUCUGCAAUUCGAGGUCUUGGUCAAGAUUGACAUGAGCAGGCAGAGCCUGCUGCAACUGAUUAGAAAUCUACGACAGAGCUCGGCCUUGGACGGCGUGACCCUGCUCGCCGACAAUUCCGUCAGCAUCAAAGAUCCCUGGUUUCCCCGUCACGCCUCCGAUCUCGACAAUUGCAACCACCUGAUGACCAAGUACGAGCCGGAUCUCGACAUGAAUCACCCGGGCUUCGCUGACAAAGAGUACCGCGCCCGUCGCAAGGUCAUUGCCGAAAUCGCUUUCGCUUACAAGUACGGUGAUCCGAUACCCUCCAUUCCUUACACCGAGACGGAGAACGAGACUUGGUCGCGCGUCUUCAACACCGUGCUGGACCUGGUGCCGAAACACGCCUGCGUGGAGUACCAGAGGGUCUUCAAGAAAUUGCAAGAGGAGAGGAUCUUCGAGUCUCACCGCAUACCGCAGUUGCAGGAAGUCAGCGAUUUCUUGAAGAAGAGCACGGGAUUCACUCUUCGACCGGCCGCCGGUCUCCUGACAGCGCGAGACUUCUUGUCCAGCCUUGCCUUCAGAAUAUUCCAGAGCACUCAAUAUGUCCGUCACAUCAACAGUCCGUAUCACACUCCCGAACCAGAUUGCAUUCAUGAGCUUUUGGGUCAUAUGCCGCUUUUGGCCGAUCCCAGUUUCGCUCAAUUUUCGCAAGAAAUCGGAUUGGCGUCUCUCGGCGCUUCGGACGAAGAAAUCGAGAAGCUAUCAACUAUCUACUGGUUCACGGUGGAAUUCGGUCUUUGUAAGGAAGGUCCUGAAGUCAAGGCUUACGGUGCUGGCUUGUUGUCAGCCUACGGUGAACUGUUGCACGCAUUGAGCGAUAAGUGCGAGCAUCGAGCUUUCGAUCCAUCUAUUACCGCUCUUCAGAAGUAUCAAGAUCAAGAAUACCAGCCGAUAUAUUAUGUGGCCGAGAGUUUUGAGGACGCCAAGGAGAAAUUCCGUCGUUGGGUGGCCACUAUGAGUCGGCCAUUCGAGGUCAGGUUCAAUCCGCAUACGCAACGCGUCGAAGUCCUCGACAGUGUUGAUAGACUGGAGGGUAUGCUUUCCCAACUCAAUACCGAGAUGACCCACCUUACGAAUGCCGUCAACAAAAUGAAAGCGAGACAGUUCGCGUAAGAAUGAGAACUUCCGCGUCUUCGGUUAUUCCUUUUGCGGAUCAUCGAACCUCGAAAUCGAUCAUGCACUUAGCCAGUUAAAUGAUCUUUGACAAUAAUUUUCGACAAUCUUCGAAACAAUAACUGAUUAUUAUACUAUUAAAAAAAAAGUUUUUUCUAGUAAUUGUAACAGAGCUUAAUGAGUCUUUUAAUGAUAUAUUUCGAAAGCGUGUUAAUUCAAUCCAGUAAUUUUAAGCAAAUUAUGAGAUAAUUGCGAAAGAUUUGUUUUAAAUAAGGAAAAACGUCUUUAAUUGCAUCGAAGCUUCCAGGUUCGAUGGAGCACAUCAUCUCGUCAUCGAUAUCAUUUUUAUCGCGUGAUUCGUUUCUCAUUUCGUGUAUAAAGUCGUUCAUUUGCGUUGUUAUACGCGUGUACGUGCGCUGAUUAUGCAUAUAAAGAGUGAGUCUUUGAUGCACGCGAACGUCAGUUCAUAUUGCGUAUCUACAGUGUUACGUUCCGUCAAGAUAAUCAUACAGCUUAAUUGAAUAAUGAAUCAUGUUACGAAUUAAUUAAGUAAUUCGUGACAACCCAAUCUCUUGCCCUCGAGUAUUUUUACGAGCGCCAAAUGAGCGGAAAUACAUAUCACAAGGUUAUCUUUGAAUAAAUAGAAUAGCAUUAUCUCUUUUUUUUUAUCAAUAGCCGCGUGUACACGCGUAUGAGAAAUUCUCACAUUACUAUUAUAUUUUAUUAUUAAUUAAUUAUUAAUUAUUAUUUCGUUUUAUUCUAUUAUAUAGUAUUGUAUUAUUAUGUUAGUUAUUAUUAUGUGCAUGAAUUUUGUUUAAUCCAGCAAACACUGGCAUCUGCCCCCGAUAAUUCGUAGUGCAGUCUACAUUUAGCAAAAGUUAUAACGCGAGAUGGUUGUCGCUAUAAGAGUUAUAUCGUAGUCUUGUAGAACUUGUAGAACUCGCGGGAUUGAUUCCUCAUCGCGAUAGAAUUUAAUUGUUGUGCAAACGUGAGCGUACAGUAUUCUCUUCUUUCGUGAAUUAAUUGUUAUACACGGCGGCUGUUUGAAGUCGUUGGGCAGUUCUCCCGGACUGGCCGAUAAGAAGCAAGCGUUUAAGCGAAUGUUUCUUAUUGGCUUGUCGCAACUUAAUUUAGAAUUUACCUGCAUCGAAUUAAACAGUAUUUCAGUAAAGAAUAUGUUUAAGAAUAUGUUAAAGUUGUGUUCUUACUUAGAUAGUCCGCAUCCGGGCGCUGUAUCGCCUCUUGUACGAUCGAACUCUUUGGAGGGCUACAAGUCCCCCAAACAGUUCCGGAAGUUCACGAAGCGAUAUUGCUUUAGAGAGUUUACUAUUUAGCGAGUAGUGCGAGUCCCCGCUUGCGCACGCUAUGCUAUCCCUAUUAUCGCACCGAUCCGUAUGAAAUAUUUUUCUCGUACGUGUACGUGCGCGUAACCCACCCUCGUUAGAUUGUAGUAAAGACGGUCAAUACAAUAUGACAUGUUUCCUUUGUAUUAUAUUGUAAAGUACUCAGAGCAUAAUAAAAAAUUAAGAUAUGAAUCUUA
Messenger RNA from Wasmannia auropunctata (little fire ant), 3627 nucleotides. RefSeq names its product tyrosine 3-monooxygenase (gene ple). Gene Ontology annotation, molecular function: tyrosine 3-monooxygenase activity; iron ion binding. The coding region runs from base 369 to 2087 and encodes 572 amino acids. The record is from RefSeq and is a predicted model, not a curated record. Gene Ontology annotation, cellular component: cytoplasm; axon; perikaryon. The transcript has 7 exons. Gene Ontology annotation, biological process: dopamine biosynthetic process from tyrosine. Lineage: Eukaryota; Metazoa; Arthropoda; Insecta; Hymenoptera; Formicidae.